ACAAUCUAUUGUGCUUUGUUUUAAAAUGAACAUAACAGAGAUUGCAAGGAUGAACUGGAGGAGAAAAAACAAGAGCUUCUCGACAUGGACAAGGCACUAAAAGAAAGAAACUGGGAUCUGAAGCAAAGAGCAGCUCAGGUUACAAAGUUGGAUAUGUCAAUUCGGGAGCACAGAGGCGAACUGGAACAAAAGAUCAUUAAAUUAGAGGCAAAGUUAGAAAAAGAAGAGUUGCAAAUCAAGGAAUGUUAUAAACAGAUUGAAAGUUUAGAGAGCAAACUAAAGCAUGCAAAAGAUGAGCUUCAUGAGAAAGAGUUUAACAUCCUUCAGCAAGAUCAAGAAAUCAACAGUCUUAAAAAAGAAAUGGAAAGAAAACAACAAAGAUUAAGAGAUAUGGAGAAA
Pogona vitticeps (central bearded dragon) is the source of this 399-nucleotide messenger RNA. The record is from RefSeq and is a predicted model, not a curated record. NCBI's taxonomy places the organism in Eukaryota, Metazoa, Chordata, Lepidosauria, Squamata, Agamidae.